This is a messenger RNA of Argiope bruennichi, 3561 nucleotides long. It is a transcript of the gene Snm1, whose product is annotated as 5' exonuclease Apollo-like. Gene Ontology annotation, biological process: interstrand cross-link repair; protection from non-homologous end joining at telomere; double-strand break repair via nonhomologous end joining. NCBI's taxonomy places the organism in Eukaryota, Metazoa, Arthropoda, Arachnida, Araneae, Araneidae. The record is from RefSeq and is a predicted model, not a curated record. The transcript has 3 exons. Bases 130 to 1485 code for a protein of 451 amino acids. Gene Ontology annotation, molecular function: 5'-3' DNA exonuclease activity; damaged DNA binding.
GCGAGUUUCGUUUAUAAACGCUCCAAGAUCUUUUGGUUUAAUUUCUUUUUAUCAUUACUGGUUUGGCGGUAUAUGUAAAUUUGAUGCAUUAGUUUUUGAUCCUGCUCCUGCUUUGUAGGAAAGUCAAUCAUGUUGGGAAAUGGGCAUGCAAUUCCUGGUACUCCUAUAGCCAUUGAUAUGUGGAAUAUCAAAAGUUAUCCUCAAACUCGAAUAUUUUUCCUGUCCCAUUUCCAUGCUGAUCACAUUGUGGGCCUUAAUAGUUCUUGGAAGUAUCCUAUUUAUACUUCACCAAUUACUGCGAAAUUCCUCAUCCGUAAUCUUAAAAUAAAUCCUGACCUAGUGAGAAGUUUGGAAAUUGGAGAAGAUCAUCUUAUUCCUAUAGACCAAGAAGGGCAAGAAAUGAUCACUGUGACUCUUUUUGAUGCUAAUCACUGUCCAGGUUCAGUAAUGUUCUUGUUGAGUGGCUACUUUGGUGAUAUUCUUUAUACGGGGGAUUUUAGGUUUAGGCCUAACUUACUAGAUGGCUUUGAAUUGCCUCCUAUAGAUGUAUUAUAUUUGGACAAUACUUACUGUUCUCCAAGCUGUAUAUUUCCAACUCGAGAUGAUGCCAUCGAAAAUGUUUUGUCCCAGCUUAGUGUUUGUUUGGUUCAAAGUGAAAGAGUAUAUCUGGGUCUUGAUAAUUUAGGUAAAGAAGAAUUACUUCAAAGAAUUGCUAAAGAGAGGCAAUGCAAAAUAAAUGUGUAUCCAAGUAGGAAGAAUAUUAUGGAUAUUUUAGAAAUGUCAGAUAUAGUAACAACUGAUAAAUCAAAUACAAAAAUUUUCGUUGUUCCUACAAAUCAGAUUAAUGGAAAAAACAUUGUAAAGUGGAACAAUGAAAUGAAAACACAUGCCAUUUUAGCCACAGCUAGAUUUUGUGGAUUUAAAUUUAAACCAUUUUCAAAAUGUAAUGAUAUUCAUGUCAUACCUUAUUCUAAUCAUUCCUCCUACUAUGAAAUAAAAGAGUUUGUGAAACUAGUUCGACCCCGUUCCAUAGUUCCUAUUGUUUCCAGGCAUGCCAAGGGUUUGUUUGGCACAGAUAUAUCAGACAGAGCUGAUAUGAGUAAAUUCCACAAAUUCCUUCGAGAACCUGUUUCUUUUGAAUUUACUAUCCCAGAAACUGUUAAAAGAACGAUGAAUGAAUGUGAAACCCAAUUUUCUGCCUCAAUGCCCGUGAAAAAACGAAAAGUUGCUCGACCUGAACAUAAGCCGUGGCGCAGGCCUCUUGCUGUGGGUGUGCGAUACAUUGUUAGUGAAGAUUCAGAAACCGAUUCUGAUCCGGAUGCUAUACAUAUUGAACCUGAGGAAUUUAUUGGUGAUGAUAUAGCAGAAUACAGUUCCCCAGGUAUAUCUGAGGAAAGUGAACCUGAAAUAUCAACACAAGUGUGGGAGAUAACUCAUGUAACUGGAAAAGCACUUCCAACUAUUUAUUAUAUCCAAGAAUCUUAAAACAGGAAUUGAAUAGGAAUCUUAGUAGGAAUUUGAAUAUUUUUUGUUUUGUUUUGUUUUGCUUAGUGAUAAUGACAAAGAUUAAAGGAAUCUUAAUAUUUGUGUUUUAGCUUUUUUACUGUUGUCAGUGUUCAAAUAGUUUUAUUGUGUACACUUUCUUGUAAUUUCUUGUUUAGUUAUUGACUUUUUAAAAUUAUAAUUAAAAUUUUUUGGUUCUUUUUGUCUACAUGUUAAAACUGAAAGGAAGGCAGUGUUAAAAAAUAUAUUUCUUAGUUUUAGAUCAUUAUAUUGUUAAAUAAAGUGCAAUAUUAUUGUAAUUUCAUUAUAAUUGAUGUAAGAUGAUUAGUCAAAAUGUAAUAUUUUAUUUCAGCUUUUAUUAUAAAAAAGAAAACAUAAAGGUAUAUAUUAUUACAUUCAAUUUUUAAAAUUUUUUUAUUCUUGUAUUACUUUCUUGAAUGAACUGGGAUUUGCUGUUCACGGGAUUGAAAUUAAUCAUUUCUGUGACCAUACAAAAAGUUGGCUUAUAAUCUUCGAAUUAUGAUAUAAUAAAGUAUUUUUGAAACAUCUAAGUACUUUAUAAUAUUUAAAGCAUGUAAUAUUACAAGUAUUAAUUCAAAACUAUGCUACGUAAUAAAUAACAUACCUUUAACAUCCAUAAAAAAUAUCCAUUGAAUUUUUUACUUUGUUUUAUACUGCACUUUUGUUUAUGUCAAUAUAAUUAAAUUUUCUUUAAUGCAAAGAAAUGUAAUGGCAUUCAGUUUAUUUUGCUACAUUGCAUCUGUUAAAUCCGUUUUAAUUCUUUGUUCCAAAGAAGAAGGGGAGGGGACUCUUUUUGCAGAUAUUCUGAUCACUGGCAUUCAAGUCAAAAAGCUUCAUUAAAAUAUCAAUGUUAGUAUCAACAGUUAUUUUUCUUAAAGUCACUUGCUGAAGAAUUGUAGGCUGUGAUUAUUUCAUUCAUUAAAAGAGUUCAGGUGAAAAAGUUCAUUGCAUCUAAAUCCAUUUUGGAAAUCAAAAGUAGACCUUCUUUGUCACAUUCAAAAACCAACAAUCAGAAUUUUUUAAUAUGAGUAAUUCUUUUUCCGGAUUCCCUCUAAGCUGCUGAUUAUUUCUAGCAGUUUUGCUUUAAACUUUCAUCUGAAAAGCAUUGACUAAAAGUUGACACAUAUUUGAAACAAUUCCAAAAUUAUUUGUCUUAAUAGAUUGCAGUUUUUUAAUAAUUGAAUACAGUACAGUAUGUUCAUUCAUUUAAAAAAAAAUAUUGAGAAUUUCCCCAUGAUAAAAUUCUUAUUCCUGCUGUUCGAUUUAUGCAAUUUCUAUUUUCACAUACUUGAUAUUAUCUGAGCUACAGUGUUCUGUAAAACUGAACCAUGAACAUAAUUUCAGGUCUUAACUUGGUUAGUGUAUAUUUGUCUUUUGUUGGAGUUCCUAACUUUUGGCUUGAUUCCUUCAAAGUUAUAUGGAGCAUUGUGGCAUGCAAAACUAGACUAGACUAUCAUAGCAUACAAAACAUAUAUAUUAUAAAGGGGAAAUUAGAAACAUACAUAUAAUAGAAGGGUUUUUUUUUUUUUGUGAUAAAGAGUAUAUAGUCCUGAGUAAAACUUCCUAAAUCAUGGCAUAAAGACAUUGGCGUUUUUCUCCUAAACAUCCUUGGCUGCUAGUAGGUGCAUAAAAUAUAUUGUUGUUAAUUUAUGUACUAUUAGUUUUAGAGAUAUGCAACCUAAAUAAAACAUGAUAUAUUUAAUAUAUGUAAUAUAAAAAUUGGAAACAAAUCUUGAAAUUACAUCUUAGAAAAUUAAUUUUUAUCUCCUUUUUGUAAAUGGAAACACUGAUCAAAACAAUCAUACAUGAAUUGAAAGGACAAUCCUUGGAUUACAAUUAAUAUAGAUAUAGGUAUAGAUAGAUAAUAGGUAUAGAAUAGAUCAUUUAUAGAUAGGCAAUAAAUUCCAAUACAGUUGUGUAUAGUAGAGCGAUAUAGUUUAAGCAAUUAAAAAGGUCAAUAGAUUGUAUUAAAAAUCAAAACAGUUCUCAAGAAAGAAUUUCAUAUGCAGGGUUAGUUUUUUUCUUUCUUUCACACAC